Molecule: messenger RNA, 200 nt
Organism: Cetraspora pellucida
Lineage: Eukaryota; Fungi; Glomeromycota; Glomeromycetes; Diversisporales; Gigasporaceae
Source: the annotation of a GenBank genome assembly
CAUUGGAUAUCGAUUCUUAUGAAGAAAUGAUUGAAAUUUGUCAAGAAUUUAUGCUUAAUAAACAGCAAAUAUUGAAUAAAUAUGAUCAUGAAGAGCAGGAACCAAAUAUCACAACUAAGGAUAAUAGAAAGACAUAUAGGAAUUGUGGACACAAAGGCCAUAAUCACGCAACUUGUAAAGAAAACAUUAAUGUUGAUUAG